CUCGGGUCGAGUCAGCUGCAGCCCGCCUGGCGGGAUGAAGGCCCACUGGUGGUGCUGCGUGGUGGGAUUACUCUGCGUGCCCCCUUGGGUGAAAAGCACCUCGACAGUCUCCCAGAACCCGGCGUCCAUCUCCCUGACGAGAGUCAACUCCUCAGCCGAUAUCGGCUGCUCCACGUCGCGGCCGGAGCCCAUGAGCUUGGCCCUGUACCGCGGCUUUCCCGCCAAAGAAAGGGUUGUGUUCCUGGCGUUGGACAGCGGACGGGUGACCAAGCAAACGCCGGCCGCGGAGUUCUUAGGCCGGAUCCGCGUCGCCCAGCGGGCCGGGCCGGCCCACGGGUUCACCUUGCAGCUGUCUCUGCUCGGGCCGCGGGACACGAACCUGUACUACUGCCUCUGGGGGUUCUUCAACGCCGAGACGUCGUCGACAGAGACCCUGCACAGCGCCGGCACCGUCAUAGUUGUCAGAGAGAAAGACCCCCAGGAGCUAUGCAAGGACCACGUCUUCGAUCGCAUCCUCAUCGCCUUGAGCGUGGCGGCCUUCUCCGUCGUCGUGGGCCUCUGCAUCGCAGCGCUGGUUGUGAAUCGCAAGCGGUUCAAGAGGAGCUUCAGAUCAGCCAGAGGUGCAACACCACCAGCCAGACCCAACAGGCCCACGCAGGCAGCUCCACGUAGCGACCCGUACUUAUUCACAUAUGUCAACUCUUUGGAUUUCAGAGGCAUCGUGGAAUGCUGAGAGUCGAUGAUGGCGUUGAUGAUUGUGAUGAUGAGAGAGGACGAGUUUGUAACUGUGCUGCUCGGUAGAUGUGUUGAGCGAAGGGGUCGCGUAACGGAUUACUGAGAUAUCGUUUGAGUCAGCAGCUCGUCUGAAGGCGUCUGCUGCUUUGCCGUUUCCUUUUCAAGCACACAUUUGUGUUUCAUUUGCGGAAAAGCGGUCGAGCUUUACCCACAUCCUGGCCGGUGUACAGGUACUGACGCACGUGAAUGCUGUGCUCGUGGAUACAGAACUUGCAGAGCAAGCAUUUGUGUUGUGCUGCGUGUGUUGAACUGAAAGAUGGCUUUGUUCCUUUGACUUUUGCAGUAAGCGUGUUGUACGUGGUUCCUCAUCAUUUCCCCUUCACUUUCUAACCAAUGUCUUCAUCAAUAUGUACAUUAAAUCUAAAUUCCUUCCAAUUGUU
Messenger RNA from Pseudoliparis swirei, 1175 nucleotides. RefSeq lists its product as uncharacterized. Gene Ontology annotation, molecular function: signaling receptor activity. The record is from RefSeq and is a predicted model, not a curated record. Gene Ontology annotation, biological process: adaptive immune response. Lineage: Eukaryota; Metazoa; Chordata; Actinopteri; Perciformes; Liparidae. Gene Ontology annotation, cellular component: membrane. Bases 35 to 733 code for a protein of 232 amino acids. The transcript has 4 exons.